Molecule: messenger RNA, 3071 nt
Organism: Grus americana (Whooping crane)
Lineage: Eukaryota; Metazoa; Chordata; Aves; Gruiformes; Gruidae
Gene: MRPL22
Product: mitochondrial ribosomal protein L22
Exons: 7
Coding region: 99-734 (211 amino acids)
Biological process (GO): ribosome assembly; translation
Cellular component (GO): ribosome; mitochondrial large ribosomal subunit
Molecular function (GO): structural constituent of ribosome
Source: RefSeq, a predicted model, not a curated record
CUGCCGCCAAGCGCCGCGCACGCCGCCGUAAACGUCGCAAACAAGCCGCCUCACUGCGCGUGCGUCAGGAACGCCUGCCGUGGAGCGAGGCGGGGAAGAUGGCGGCGCGGUGGGCAGUCAGCGCGGGUAGUGCCUGGGUGCGUGGUCUCUUCGGUUGGGUGAGGCCGGAGAGGUGGCUAGCAUCCGGUAGCCUUUUCCCUCUGUCAUGUAUCCACACAAGCACAUCUCUGCAGAAAUUGGGGAAGUGGGAGAAAAAGAACAGGAUUGUUUACCCUCCGCAGCUGCCUGGAGAACCUCGCAGACCAGCUGAAAUAUAUCACUGUCGGAGGGAUAUAAAAUAUAGCAAAGAUAAGAUGUGGUAUCUGGCAAAACUGAUAAAAGGAAUGUCCAUUGAUCAGGCUCUUGCUCAGCUGGAGUUUAAUGAUAAAAAGGGAGCAAAGGUGAUCAAAGAGGUUCUGUUAGAAGCGCAGGAAAUGGCAGUAAGAAAUCACAAUGUGGAAUUCAAAUCAAAUUUACAUAUAGCUGAGUCAACGACAGGCAGAGGCCGCUAUGUGAAGCGGAUUCGUUACCAUGGCAAAGGCAUGUUUGGCAUCAUGAAAAUCGUCAGGUGCCAUUACUUUGUGAAGUUGGUGGAAGGUCCUCCUCCUCCUCCAGAGCCACGAAGGACUGGUUUUGACCAAGCAAAAGAAUACGUGCAGCAGCUGCGAAGUAGAACCCUUGUUAAUACACUGUGACAAACUAUUGUGACUAUAUAGGUAUUUCUUGAUACAUAAUGUAAUUAUAUAAAAGAAUAAUUAAAAUCACGUUUUAGUUAUAUCUUUGGUGCUCCUGGAGCUGGAUGAUGCAAGAAUGAUCAUAGACUUUUUUCUUGUCAAGCCACAGGUAUGGAAAAAUCUUGGAAAAGCAGCAACAGAUGUUACUUUUUCUGAGUUACUUGGACCACAGCAUUCGAGCUCUACCCUGGACUAUCAAAUCUAGAACGUAUGGUGGCGUUAUAAAGCUUGUAAGAAACUGUGGUUGUCCUCAGAUUCACACAGCUGCAUCUGUCAUGUAUGGUUGGGUCUUUUAUUUUAAAAAUAUGUGCUUGACAGUCAUGUUGCAAGAUUGAGACUUCGACUAAAAUUACUAAAACUUGACAUCUUAAAGUAGCUACAACAGUGGAACAAAAUAAGUAACAAUAGUAGUUGAGAUUAUCAGGCAUCAGUUUAUGAUUUCUUUAUCUGGGCUGUAAUGCUCUUUCCUUGUAGCCUCUGCUGUGCAUUUUGGGCAUUGUGUCUGGGAAUGGGGAUUAAAUUCAUUUAAUGGUCAGGUUUUGACAGAGUCGGUAGGUGGCAAUGUUUAGUUUGUCAGAGAAGGAAGUGACAGUGAAAACUUAGAGCAUGUUGAAACUGUUCUUGAUUCUGACCAUGGCAUUAGUAGUCUGAUAUGUGCAUGGAGUUCAGGCAGUUCUGUAUGGAAACUCAGUAUGGGUAACAGGCACAAUAUGGAGAAAAGUAUGUCUUGGUGAAAAGUGAACUAAGUAUUCUGCACUGUCUGGAAACAAAUUACUUUUGUAAUAUUGAGGCAAAUAAAAUGCUCUGUAGAUUUAAUAGGAAUGGCUAAUAGGAAAUCAGGAUUUCCUUACUGUGAAAACAAUCCUACUUUUGUCAUUACUUCUUUGAAGAGAAAGACUGAGGUCAAUAGGGGGAAUCUCAUUUCACCCAGUCAAAUUUUCAACUCAGAUGGCCAGAGAUCAUGAACAUCAGCAUAAAAAGAGAAUGAGUAGUUGCUUGUUUAUGCAAAUGCCUGAUAUUUAGACCUUUUCCAUUCUGGGAACAUUAGAAUGGGAGAUAGCUAGCCUACUUCAUUUGGGUCUUUUUUACCACAUCAACCAGUGGUAGCCUUUCUUACAUGUGUUUACUUUGAUGGGUACUUGAAUGAUGGCAGAGGGACAGUUCCUAUAAGGAAACAAAUUAUCUUUGUUGUCAUAAUGAAGAUGGCAUACAGCUGUUUCUUUUGGCUACGAAAGAAAGGCUCUCAUGAUCUUAGUGUGUUAGGGAUGGUGAAGUUACACAAGAAGUAUGUGCAUAGCCUGAUACCCGUAAUGGGUGCUUAUUUGCAGUCUGGUAUACUGCAGUGCACUUACAGAUGCAUUACUUGCUUUAAAGCCAUGAUUUAGUAACUUCUGUCUGAAAGGUAUGUUGCUGAUGAAAGUCUCUAUCCCUGUAGUCUCUGAUACGUGUUUGAACAACUGUUUCUGAUGUGCUGUGAUAAACAGUUGUGCUUUGCUUUGCCAGCUGCCGUUAAACUCUUUUUGUCAUACUGAAUCUCUUACAAGUUGUAGCAAACUUGAAUAACUUAAUCUUUUGGGGGGGUCAGUGAUCUGGGAGAAGACUUAAGGAAUCACAAAAUAAUCCAAGGUUAAUAUGCACUUGUCAUCUAAGCAUGUAAAACCUGACUUCCAGAUACUUUAUUCUAGUACCUGUUUCUCCUGCAUGCUGUAGAUUUUUCCCUUCAGAUCCCUUCUGGACCUCCAGACAAGGUUGUAUUCUUAUAGAUAUCAUUGCUCUAGUUAUGAAUCUGCAGACAGGGAGAGAAGUGAGAAUGUGACUGAUGUCUUUUCCAGCUUCUUUAUGAAGUGGCCCUGACACUCCUUUAAACAAACAGACCUGGGCUUUAAAAUCUUUCCAUCAAAAAGCAAGGUGGUGGUUUGUCAUUCUUGUUUUCUUUCUCAAAACAAGAAAUGGGAAGACUUUUUUUUUUACAUGCUUUUCUGCAUCCCUCUUACUUUGUCCCUUUUCUGCCUUCUUAAAGAUGCGUAACCCAUAGUGGAUCCUUACAGUAUUGGCUUAAGGAAGCUCCACAGCUGUGGCUGUAGCAGUACAAUGGGAGAUGUGGUGAGAUGAGGGGCUUGAACUGACUUGAUCCUGCCUUUCGCUGGUAGGACGAUAAGAGUGUCUGAAAUGGUUUCUGUGAUAGGUGUAUAAGAACAUUGGUAUGGGAACCUGCCUGAACCUUUUAAAAUUCAGUAAGAUCUAGUGAUAAAGCUUCAUACCGUCAAGUUCUAUAUAUAAAUAAAGUUUUUGGGUUUU